AUGGUUUAGGAGACGCCCUCCCAGGCGCACUCUGCUGAUGCUUUCGGGACGAGAACUACUGUACUAGAUCAGCGACAUUGCUCUAGUGACCGAUUGUCUGAAAAGAUACAAGUCAAGAUGUCCUACAGAUCAGCUCCGCACUCAUCUUACAAAAAGAUGUUCGGAGGGGAAAGAACCGCGGUCCGGUCCGGCUACUCCAGCCGCCAGUUCUCCAGCCCGGUGCGUUCCUCCCGGGUAUCCUUCGGGCUGUCAUCCGGCCAGAACAUUUACGCAGUGAAGACCCACAGGCUCCGGAGCAGCGCGGCCAUGCCCCGGCUGGCCUCCGAGAACUUGGACUUCUCCCUGUCCGAUGCCAUAAACACCGAGUUCAUCGCGAACCGCACCAACGAGAAGGUGCAGAUGCAGUCGCUCAACGACCGCUUCGCCAACUACAUCGACAAGGUCCGCUUCCUGGAGCAGCAGAACAAGAUCCUGCUGGCCGAGCUGGAGCAGCUGCGGGGCAAAGGCACGUCCCGGGUCGGAGAUCUGUACGAGGACGAGAUGCGGGAGCUGAGGCGCCAGGUGGACCAGCUGACCAACGAGAAGGCCCGGGUGGAGGUUCACCGGGAUAACCUGGCGGACGACAUCGACAGGCUGAGAGAGAAGUUGCAGGAUGAAAUGUCCCAGCGCGAAGAGGCUGAAUCAAACAUGCAGAGCUUCAGACAGGACGUGGACAAUGCUGCGCUCGCCAGACUGGACCUGGAGCGGAAAGUAGAGUCUCUCCAGGAGGAAAUCAACUUCCUCAAGAAGCUGCAUGAUGAGGAAAUGCUGGAGCUGCAGAAUCAGAUCCAGCAGCAGCAUGUGCAGGUGGACAUGGAAGUGGCUAAGCCUGACCUGACAGCUGCUCUGAGGGACGUCCGUCUGCAGUACGAAAACCUGGCCUCCAAAAACAUCCAGGAGUCAGAGGAAUGGUACAAGUCCAAGUUUGCUGACCUCACCGAAGCUGCAGCCAGGAACAACGAGGCUCUAAGAGUGGCCAAGCAGGAGGCCAUUGACUACAGACGCCAAGUUCAGGCGCUUACUUGCGAGGUGGACGCCCUGAAAGGAACUAACGAGUCCUUGGAGCGCCAGAUGAGGGAGAUCGAGGAGAGCUUCUCCGUGGAGACGGGCGGCUACCAGGACACCAUCGGCCGCCUGGAGGAGGACAUUCACAACAUGAAGGACGAGAUGGCCCGCCACCUCCGGGAGUACCAGGACCUCCUGAAUGUCAAGAUGGCGCUGGACAUCGAGAUUGCCACCUACAGGAAGCUCCUCGAAGGAGAGGAGAGCAGGAUCUCCACCCCCCUGCCCAACUUCUCCUCUCUAAACCUGAGAGAAUCAAUGAUGGAUUCCAAACAGCACAUUGAAACCUCGUCAACCAAGAAAGUUCUCAUCAAGACCAUCGAGACCAGGGAUGGUCAGGUGAUCAACGAGUCGACCCAGAACCAUGAUGACAUGGAGUGAACGGCGCCUCCGUCUUUGCCAAACGACCAACGAAAGCAAUAAGAAGAGAAGAAAACCCCAUUUCACAGGAGCUACAAGCAACGCGAACCAACCAACAGCACAGACACAAACACACACACACAAAAAAAGAAAGCUUCGAGAAGUGCCUUUACAUGUGAUGAUCCAGUAACCCUGUUAGUUGACACAGACUGUAUUUUGCUUCCUACUCUUGUCACACUUGUUUAGACUCAACAAGGAAAUCAGCACAACAUAGCAAAUCCUCACCGAGGUCUACAAGAAUCUUUCUUUGUAACCAAAGUAGUAUUUUUGAUCGAUGCAGCAUGCACGCCCCAGGGAAAUCUGUAUGCUAAAGAUGUCACAAUUGCCUGUACGCAGCAAUAAAUCAUCAAGACUGUAACUCAA
This is a messenger RNA of Mugil cephalus (flathead mullet), 1884 nucleotides long. RefSeq names its product vimentin A2-like. The record is from RefSeq and is a predicted model, not a curated record. The coding region runs from base 118 to 1482 and encodes 454 amino acids. Gene Ontology annotation, molecular function: structural constituent of cytoskeleton. NCBI's taxonomy places the organism in Eukaryota, Metazoa, Chordata, Actinopteri, Mugiliformes, Mugilidae. The transcript is spliced from 9 exons. Gene Ontology annotation, cellular component: plasma membrane; axon; cytoplasm. Gene Ontology annotation, biological process: intermediate filament organization.